AUGACUAACCUCGUCACAAGCUUCCUUGGUGCAUUGUGCUUGCAUGUAUAUAUUAAACAAUGUUCCCUCCGUAUUCAAACUGUGCUUACCUCUUUUACAGGUGGAGUUAGAAAUCAAAACAAAAAGAAGGUUCUUAGUCAACUCGGGCAGUGUCAAAAAUUCAGACCUUUUCAUGUGACCUCAUCUCUGCAGUCCAAGGGAGGAAGCGACAAUGGAAAUGGAGGGGAGACAGGGGGGCCAGAUCAAGGGGGCAGUAGUAUGGGGGGAGAGGAACGUAGAGUCAGGCCUUGUUCAAAUUGUGGAGGCGCCCUCAAUAUUGACUCCAGUGUGAUGAUUAAUGGAUUUGUGAAAUGUGACAACUGUAAACAGAUGAUCAUGGUAUCAGAGGAACAAGUUGACCAAGAGUUUAUCAGAACAGAAGAAGAGGACAAGAGCAGUAUACCAACCCCUAAAGAGAUCCAUAGAUUUCUGGAUGAACAUGUAAUUGGUCAGGAACUGGCAAAGAAGAGCCUAUCUGUAGCUUCCUAUAACCACUAUAAGAGGGUCCGCUGGUGUAAAACUAGCAGUCAGACAUCUCAACCAAAACCCAAACUCGGUGAAAAUCUCUUUGCAGAGUCCUUGGAAGCGGCCAUCAGAGGCCAUUCCUCCAGUGCCCUGGGGUUCAACUCUCACCAAGAGGAGGAGAGUGACCCCCCAAUGUUAUCCCCAGAGACAGACUCUAAACCAAUCACAUUACAGAAAAGUAAUGUCUUAAUGCUAGGACCCACUGGCUCAGGGAAAACUUUAUUGGUGAAGAAGUUAGCAGAAUGUUUGGACGUUCCAUUUGCGAUGUGUGAUUGUACGUCCAUCACGGCUGCUGGUUAUGUCGGAGAAGAUGUGGAGUCCGUCAUCUACAGACUACUGGAGAAUGCAGACUUCGAUGUCGAAAAAUGUCAACAAGGUAUUGUGUAUCUUGAUGAAGUGGACAAGAUCAGAAGCAUUGUGCCUGGAAAUUCCUCGAGGGGCAUUAACUCCUCCCGAGAUGUAGGUGGAGAGGGCGUACAGCAAGCUUUCCUCAAACUCCUGGAGUCGAACGUCGUCAGUGUCACUGAUAAAAUGGGGAAAAGAAAUGCACAUGAGACCACCUACCAAGUGGACACCACUAACAUUCUAUUUAUAGCCUCAGGGGCAUUUACUGGUAUCUCAGAAAUUAUACAUGGCAGAACCAAUCAAAAGAGUUUUGGCUUUGGUAAUCACGAUGAUAAAUCUCUUCUGAUGGAGGAGGAGGAGAGGAAACUCUCAGAUAUAGAACAGUUGAACCUGAAGUACGAUAGACUUCUGAGUGAGGUAGAGACAAGUGAUGUGGUAAAGUUUGGACUGAUUCCCGAAUUUGUGGGCCGGUUCCACAUAGUGGUAUCGCUACACAGUCUUAAUGAGGAUCACCUAGUGAAAAUCUUAACAGAAACUAAAAACUCUCUUAUAGCACAGAAGGAAUUCCUGUUGUCUUAUGAUGAGUGCCAGCUGAUUUUUACAGAUAGUGCUCUAAGAGCCAUAGCACAAAAAGCCAUAAAGAAGAAAACAGGAGCCAGAGGCGUUCAUCACAUACUGGUUGGUUUCCUUAAACUACUUACACUAAAACUCAGUUAAUAUGAAGUCAGAGGGGUCUGUGAA
Molecule: messenger RNA, 1650 nt
Organism: Saccostrea cuccullata (small rock oyster)
Lineage: Eukaryota; Metazoa; Mollusca; Bivalvia; Ostreida; Ostreidae
Product: ATP-dependent Clp protease ATP-binding subunit ClpX-like
Exons: 8
Coding region: 1-1626 (541 amino acids)
Biological process (GO): protein folding
Cellular component (GO): mitochondrial matrix
Molecular function (GO): ATP binding; ATP-dependent protein folding chaperone; ATP hydrolysis activity
Source: RefSeq, a predicted model, not a curated record